UUCACUGAUUCAUUCCCUCCACCGUGUCACUACGUAAUAGCGGGACUGUGACGCGGAUAUGGAAUUUUAAUACGGCAGUUAAAAGAGUUACAGCAACCUACCUACCUGUCUUUUAUCCAAGUACAUAACAAAUAACAUAUAACAAAAUCAAAGAUCCGAACAAUAUGUCUUCCAUAGCUUCGACAGCUUCGUCACAACCUAAGAAGCCCAAGGGCAUCUUAAAGAAACCCACAACAACAGCAACAACAACAACCAAUACCUCAUCUCCUCCCAUCUCCCCCCUCCCAGUCCAAGAACACAAACCAGCCUCCUCCUCCUCCACCGCCCGCGAAGCAGCCAUCCAACAAGCCCGCAUAAUCCAGCAGCAGCAAGCAUUCGAAGACGAGAUCCAAGACUCCAUCAUCGAGCUAGCCAAGCUCCCCCUAGCCACCACCUCCUCCUCCUCCACAUCUACAUACGACUCCUCGAACCCCUCCCCUUCCGACGCCGACACCUUCCGGCAACUGGUCCGGCUCUUCCAGCCGGGCGACUACGAGGACCUGAUCGAAGAGCGCAACACGCUCAAGAAGUGCGGGUACGCGCUGUGCCCGCGGCCGCGCCUGCGCCUCGGCCCGGGCGGCGAGUACAAGCUGGUGGGCUGGGGGCGGAGCGACUUCGGCAUCGUGCCGCGGAAGGAGUUGGAGCGGUGGUGCUCGCGGGAGUGCGCCCGCCGCGCCAUGUACGUCAAAGUGCAGCUUGGCGAGACCGCGGCCUGGGAACGGGCGGGCAUCUCGUCUAUCCGGAUCGAUCUGCUGGACGAGCCGAAGCAGGCCAAGGAAGAAGAAGACGAUGCGACUCGACAGCUCGAGAGGGAGUUACAGAGCGUGGAAAGGAAGGCUGCCCAGGAUGCUAAGGAUCUGGCGCUCGAACGAGGCGAUGCGGCGGACAAGCCGUCUACGAGAAAGAUUAAGCUUACGAUCAGGGAGAAGUCCGUUAAGAUGGCGCCGCAAGAGCCCACACUGGAUAAAGAUGGCGAGGGCCAUUUAGUACUGGAUGGUUACAAACCGAAAUUCAAUCAAGAGUCGGAACAAAAAGGCGAAGAUGAAAAUAUGGAGGAUGAUUCCGAAAAGCCGACGGCGGAAUGAUGUAACAAUAUUUUUGAUCAUUACUAGCAUAGCUCCGGCGUUCAGAUUAUGACCAUUUAAGAUACCCUUAGUAGAAAAUAAUGGCAAAGACAAUAACUUGCACCGAGACACAUAGUGUAAUGGCCAACGUCACGACCAUCCCCUUGUACCAAAUGCCAAAUUCUUCAGUUUACGGGAACUCAUGGAGUUAACGAGGACCUAGAGACCGUAAAUCCCAAUCAAGUACAACAAGUCACAUA
Molecule: messenger RNA, 1363 nt
Organism: Daldinia vernicosa
Lineage: Eukaryota; Fungi; Ascomycota; Sordariomycetes; Xylariales; Hypoxylaceae
Exons: 1
Coding region: 165-1124 (319 amino acids)
Cellular component (GO): nucleus; cytoplasm
Molecular function (GO): RNA polymerase II CTD heptapeptide repeat phosphatase activity; RNA polymerase core enzyme binding
Source: RefSeq, a predicted model, not a curated record